Molecule: messenger RNA, 498 nt
Organism: Cucumis melo (muskmelon)
Lineage: Eukaryota; Viridiplantae; Streptophyta; Magnoliopsida; Cucurbitales; Cucurbitaceae
Product: germin-like protein subfamily 1 member 8
Exons: 1
Coding region: 1-498 (165 amino acids)
Cellular component (GO): cell wall
Molecular function (GO): manganese ion binding
Source: RefSeq, a predicted model, not a curated record
AUGAGCAGUGAGAAUGAAUGGUUAUGGUUGCAAGAGCGCCCUGCCAACGUCGUAGCAGAUGACUUCUACUUUACCGGGAUACUUACUCCGCGUAGCACAGACAACCCCCUAGGCUCGAACAUUACAUCGGUGAACGUCGAGACGUUUCCGGGCCUCAACACUCUAGGCAUGGGACGCAGUGACUUCGCAUCCGGUGGUGUGAACCCUCCUCACGUGCACCACCCUCGAGCAUCGGAGCUGUUGAUGGUGCUUGAGGGAACCCUUUUGGUGGAGUUGGUGAGCUCAAACCAAAACGGAAAUCGAGUAUUCUCAAAGGCGGUGAACAAAGGAGAUGUGUUUUUGAUCCCUCAAGGAAUGGCUCACUUUCAAAAGAACAUUGGAGAUGGGAAUAAUGCUGUGGGGAUUUCAAAGCCUUUAGCAGCCAAUUCCCAGGAGUUUACACAAUUGAUACUUCUGUGUUUAAUUAUUCUACACCUAAAAUUCCUACUCAUGAUAUAA